Messenger RNA from Daphnia carinata, 1984 nucleotides. RefSeq lists its product as uncharacterized. NCBI's taxonomy places the organism in Eukaryota, Metazoa, Arthropoda, Branchiopoda, Diplostraca, Daphniidae. Bases 480 to 1940 code for a protein of 486 amino acids. The transcript has 9 exons. Gene Ontology annotation, molecular function: protein binding. Gene Ontology annotation, biological process: regulation of DNA-templated transcription. The record is from RefSeq and is a predicted model, not a curated record.
CAGCGCUACGAACCAGUUGACGUCCCAGCGUUCAGCCCGGCGCACGUCUACUUUUCGUGUUCCUUAUUUUUAUUUUUCCUGUCCUGUUGCGAUAGCGUAAUUAUUUUUUUUUCUACAUUCGGUUCCUCUCACUUCAUCGUUCAGCUGAAAAUCGAAAUUAUUUUUUUUUUAUUGUGAAUCAUCGUUCAACAACCCUCCACCCACACAUUCAUCUACAUACAUCGAAAGUGAAUACGUCACGUAUAGACUCUGGAGUUUGGGUCUAUUAGCAUGACAGUUUUCUGAUUUACCGAUCAGUUGAAAAAAAAAAAAAGUUAUUUUACAAAUAACAACGUUCCUACCCUUCGAUUUUGAGCUACGAUUUACGUCAUCACACACAUCAUUCCGGAGUGAAUUGUUUUUUUGAGUUAUCGCGAACGCAACAUUUUCGGAGAUCUUUUCAUCUAUUAAGGAGCUCCGGGCCAGCCAUAGGACAGGACAUGGUUUCACGACGCCGCAUACUGUCACGAUCCCGUGACGAUCUCCACUUGGACAACUUCCCCGAAGAGGAGGAUGACGUCUGGCACAUCAAGGAGAAACUCUACAAGGAUCACAUCCAAGAGGUGCUGGACAAAUGGCAUCAAAUCGACGACGAAAUCUGGGCCAAGCUCAUCGUCAUGGAGCGCAAUCGUCGUGUGGCCAAAGCGUACGCCAGGGCCAUUCCCAUUCAGAUUAACGGAAGCGACGAUGGAUUCGACGGUUUUCGGAUCGGAUUGAACGGUUUCGACAACCCGAUGCGCGACAACCGGACCGAGGAGGCCAAGCGUCAAAUCGGCGAGGGCGCCAAGGUGCGCAUGGACGAGAAAGGCAACAUCCACAUCAAGCGCGUCUCCAAGAGCAACAUCUACAUCAAGAACACUUCAGAUGAGAACGGCAUCGGCAACGACAUCCUUAAGCUGCCGCAAGGAGCUUUGGAAUUCGGCAAGGGUUACCUGCUGUUUGAUAUGAAAAAGUUCCAGCAGAACGUGUCCCGCGAGCUGAAACGCGCCUACCCGGACCGCCGCAAGUUGGAGAUGCAAUGCAUCACGGCCAUUGCCUUCGCCAAGAACGAUAUGGAGCUGCUCAACUGUCCUUGCUGGGUCAUGAUCGUCAACAUUGUGGCCAUGGAUAUGCUCAAAUCAAAGAUGCCACCUGUUAGUAAGCGCAACGACAUCCGCAACCGACCGCGCAUCCCGAUCCCCGACGAGGACCCGUACAGUGUGGCUGGCAGCGGCUCGAGCGGCAGCUCGUCGCACAACGGCAACAGCAACAACGGAAGCGGUUCCGCUCCGGCCAAUUCUAACGGCGUCGUUGGUACUAAACGUGGCGACAAACCACCAAAGCUGCCACCACGCGAUAAUGGCAUCUAUGGCUCCAACAUUCCAAAACCGGAUUACGACGAGAUUGACGAGAACGGAUACAAAGCCUUUGCCACAACCCGUCCCAGCAAGGAAAAGCUAUUGUCGACCGACAAAAAAUACGACGAUCCCUAUUACUGCGGUCUACGUGCUCGCGUCUCCAACUUUGUCAAGAACAAGAACACGAAGGAGCCGGUCAAAGAGAGUGGAACUGAAAUCAAGAUGAAGAUGACUCCUCACGUAGGCACAUACCAGGCCGCCUUGUCCCACGGACAUCCCAUGCAGGCCCAUCAAAUGUGGCAUUCGCGAAGCUUCGACAGUGGAAUGGCCUCGCUGCAGAGCAGCGUCACACCCGAUAUCCACCGGUUAUGGAAAGCUUAUCCUUUCGAACGCAAUCCUACGUCGUGGGUACCUUCCCAUCCAUCCCAAUUACACGGAUACAGCCCAGAAACAGAGCUCACAGACUCGGCUUACUCCCGCAUCUACGGCCGCUUGCCGAUACCGCGCAGUUAUGUCCCAAUUGCAGCGCCGUCGCGAGCGUCUUACUACGGGGAGUGGAAUUGACGUCAUUUUCGAGCAUCUUCGGUGAUGGCGCCGUCAUCUCCCUA